This is a messenger RNA of Phlebotomus argentipes, 2257 nucleotides long. Its product is annotated as calreticulin. The record is from RefSeq and is a predicted model, not a curated record. Gene Ontology annotation, cellular component: endoplasmic reticulum membrane; endoplasmic reticulum. Gene Ontology annotation, molecular function: calcium ion binding. Gene Ontology annotation, biological process: protein folding. Lineage: Eukaryota; Metazoa; Arthropoda; Insecta; Diptera; Psychodidae. Bases 138 to 1364 code for a protein of 408 amino acids. The transcript has 4 exons.
AGACUGGAAAUCACUUCGGUAACAUCAUUCGUGGCUUGUCAUUUAAAAAGUGUGGUUGCAGAUAGAUUAUAUUAAAUAUUGAAGUAAUUACGAAUAUUUAGAACUUUGCAAUAUCAUCUUCUGCAAGAGGGAGAAACAUGAAGUACAGUGCAGUUGCUAUUUUGGUGGUGGCCGCGCUCUCGGCGGUGAAAAGUGAGGUGUUUUUCGAGGAGAAAUUCCUGGACGACACGUGGCAGGAGUCGUGGACGUACAGCAAACACCCUGGCAAGGAGUUUGGCAAAUUCGUGCGAACUGCUGGAAAGUUCUUCAACGACGAGGAAGCCGACAAAGGCCUUCAGACAUCCGAGGAUGCCCGCUUUUAUGCGCUUUCCACCAAAUUCACGCCAUUCAGCAACAAAGACAAGCCACUCGUGGUGCAGUUUUCCGUGAAGCACGAGCAGAACAUCGACUGCGGCGGCGGCUAUCUCAAGGUGUUCGAUUGCUCCCUGGAGGAGAAGGAUCUGCACGGCGAGAGUCCGUACUUGCUCAUGUUCGGCCCGGACAUCUGCGGUCCUGGCACCAAGAAGGUGCACGUGAUCUUCAACUACAACGGCAAGAAUCACCUGAUCAACAAGGAGGUGCGUUGCAAGGAUGACGUGUUCACGCACUUCUACACGCUCAUUGUGCAGCCCGAUGGCACCUAUCAGGUGCUGAUUGACAACGAGAAGGUGGAGUCGGGUGUGCUGGAGGACGACUGGGACUUCCUGCCGCCCAAGAAGAUCAAGGAUCCCGAGGCCAAGAAGCCCGAAGACUGGGAUGAGCGGGCCACAAUCCCCGAUCCGGACGAUAAGAAGCCAGAAGACUGGGACAAGCCAGAGCACAUCCCCGACCCAGACGCCACCAAGCCCGAUGACUGGGAUGAGGAGAUGGACGGCGAGUGGGAGCCACCGAUGAUUGACAAUCCGGAGUACAAGGGCGAGUGGGCGCCGAAGCAGAUUGACAAUCCCAACUACAAGGGCAUCUGGAAGCACCCGGAAAUCGACAAUCCAGAGUACACGCCCGAUGAGAAUCUCUAUCUCCAUGAGGAGAUCUGCUCCGUGGGCCUGGAUCUGUGGCAAGUGAAGUCGGGCACGAUCUUCGACAACUUCCUCAUCACAGAUGAUCUCAAGUAUGCCGCCAAUGUGGCUGAGGGUGUGAAGAAGACGCAGGUGGGCGAGAAGAAGGUGAAGGACGAGCAGGACGAGGAGGAGAGGAAGAAGAUGGAGGCGGAGGCGAAGACGGCCAAGCCGGAGGACGAUGAGGAUGACGAUGAUGCCGCUGAUGAUGACGAGGAGCCCGUGAUUCCUGGCGAAGUGGAGGAGGCCGAGGAGCACGAUGAAUUGUAGACACACAAUGAAUUUCUUAGUGAGGGUGAUUCCGAAAUUUCUCUUCAUUGAACAAAAAGAAAUACUGAUAAAUAAUUUUUUCUGUAUCUUUAAAAAUCAGUCUUCGAUACAUUUGCAUAAAGAAAAAAAAAUGAAAAAUUUAGGUCCCUUUUUACAGUAAAAUUGUUUUCCUGCAACGUUUUUGAAGAAAUAUUUAGCGCAAAUAUCACACUUUUUUGUAUGGACGAUUUGACAGUCAUUUUUUUCACAAAAGAAAAUAUUUCUAGAAUGUAUAUAUACAAAAACGGAUGCUAUAUUAUGACUUAUAUAGUGAGUUAUGUUCUAAUAAUGCAACAAAAUUUAUUUUGUAAUGAAUGUGAACUGGUUUAAAAGAAGAAAAACCUCAAUUUUGUUGUCUGGUUUGCACGGGAUUUAAGAAAAGAUUGUGCAGAAAUUUGUGGUCGAAAGGAAAAUGAUGAUUGGGAGGAAGAAAAAAACAUGUUCUUUACCAGUGAAAAGAUAUCGAAUCUUGCUAUUUUUCCAUUUUGACUUUCAGUUUUUCUUUUCUUCACUAAUUUGUGUGAGCCAGACAUUAAUGAAAAAGGGGAAGUAAGAUCUUAGAAUGGAUGUAAAACACACUCAUAAAUUCCACAAGCCAAUAAUUUAUAUAUUGAAGAAAAAAGAAAGAAAGAAAGAAAGAUAUAAACUUUGCAAAAUGACCGUCAUAAAAUAUUCCCUGUGUUUUUAUACGACAUAAAAAAUACUUACUAUAAAAGUAAUAUAAAAAUACAUUUAGAUUUAAAAUGUAUGACUGAUAUAAGAUUAGAAAUAAUUUGUAUUUUCUGAGAGAGCAACACACAAAAAAGAAAACUGAAAGCGUGAUGAGUCAAAAUAAAGUAAUAAAUUAAUUUAAA